Thlaspi arvense is the source of this 1699-nucleotide messenger RNA. Lineage: Eukaryota; Viridiplantae; Streptophyta; Magnoliopsida; Brassicales; Brassicaceae. The record is from the annotation of a GenBank genome assembly.
CUCUCCAAGCUCCAUACUAUCUUGAAAGGGAAUUUAGCAAGUAGAUUGGUUGAUCUUCUUAAUCUGUUUUCAACUCUAACACUUCCUUAAGAUCCAAGACUAAUUUUUUUCAGAAGUUCAUCAAGCUUCUCUUCUAUGUUCCAUUUUCUACCAUCUAAAAUUUGUAAAACUUAUGCUUAAGGUAGAUCCUGUUAGGUAAAUAUAUUAGGUUUUUCAAAAUUUUCCAUAUCCUUUAUAUGCGGUUGAGUAGUUGGAGCAAUUGAGCGGGUUAAUUAGUGGAAGAAAUUAAUUUAUCACUAACUACCAAUUAACCAAACUGGUUUGGUGUGCUGCAAUAUCAUAGACCAGCGAGACCGAUCCUAAACCAAACUGAAUCAUCCUUCAUCGACUUCCUGGGUCUGCUCAUAGGCUCAUCGUCCGAUUCAGAGACGAAAGGUAGUAGAUGGAUUUGAUGGAGAAGAACGUGGAGUUAGUCGAGGUUCAGAAACUUGAAGGCCACACCGAUCGGGUUUGGAACGUAGCCUGGAACCCCGUCUCCUCUCACGCCGGCGGUACUUCACCGGUUCUUGCUUCGUGCAGUGGCGAUAACACCGUACGAAUCUGGGAACAGAGCUCGCUCUCUCGCUCCUGGACCUGCAAGACAGUUUUGGAAGAAACGCACACACGAACCGUGAGGUCGUGUGCUUGGUCACCUUCAGGAAAGUUAUUGGCCACUGCAAGUUUUGAUGGUACAACUGCUAUUUGGGAGAAUUUUGGGUCUGAGUUUGAGUGUAUUUCUACGUUGGAGGGACAUGAAAACGAAGUCAAAAGUGUAUCAUGGAAUGCAGCUGGUUCAUACCUUGCAACCUGUAGUAGAGACAAGUCUGUCUGGAUUUGGGAAGUGCUUCCAGGUAACGAAUAUGACUGUGCUUCGGUGCUAAAUGGGCAUACACAAGAUGUGAAGAUGGUUCAGUGGCAUCCCACAACUGAUGUUUUGUUUUCUUGCAGUUAUGAUAACACCAUCAAGGUUUGGUGGUCUGAAGAUGACGAUGGUGACUAUCAAUGUGUCCAAACCUUAGAUGAAUCUAACAACGGUCACACCUCUACUGUUUGGGCCAUUUCAUUUAACGCUGCAGGGGACAAGAUGGUCACUUGUAGUGAUGAUCUAACCUUGAAGAUAUGGGAGACAGAUAUUGCAAAGAUGCAUUCUGGUGAAGGAUAUGUUCCCUGGACUCAUGUUUGUACACUCUCUGGUUAUCAUAACCGUACCAUAUACUCAGCUCACUGGUCAAGGGAUGACAUUAUUGCGAGUGGAGCAGGCGAUGAUGCUAUACGGUUGUUUGUGGACAGCAAACUUGACUCUGUUGAUGGACCUUCAUAUAAUCUCUUGCUAACAAAGGAAAAAGCACAUGAAAUGGAUAUAAACUCUGUUCAAUGGUCACCCGGUGAGGAGAACCGGUUGCUUGCGUCAGCCAGUGAUGAUGGGAUGGUCAAGAUUUGGGAGCUUGCAACUAAACCGUGACUGGUGUUGGUUUGGUUAUGUUUAUUUUUCCUUAGGUAUACCAUAGCAAGAAGAGAACUAUAUACAGUUCUUUCAUAUGAUUUAAGCUUCAUAAAAAUUUCCAAUUGUUUUCAAAGAUGUAAACUUCAUGAUAUUUCAAUAAGAACUUAAUUUGUCCCAUCAUAGUCUUUUAUAUUUGUAUUCUUUAAAUUUUAACCC